AUGCCCGAUAUCACUCUAUACUUCGCCAAUGGGGCAUGCUCUCUUGCAUCCCAUAUUCUACUCGAAGAGACAGGAGUUCCAUACAAGGCUGUUCGAAUGCACCUGACUCCCCGCGGCGUUGAGUCCGUUGAUGGCACAAUCAGCCAUGAAGCCUAUUGCAAAAUCCACCAUGCCGGCCUAGUCCCUGCUCUCGCCGUUGAUGGAGAGGUAAUUACAGAAAGCAUUGCCAUUCUCGGCUUCAUUGCGUCGCUGAAGCCCGAGAAACACUGGGAGGGCAAGACAGCCAUCGAACGUGCCAAGGUUUACCAGUGGCUGUCUUGGACGGUUGGAACGUUGCACGGACUCGCCUAUGGCAUGAUGCUGCGCCCGGACCGAGUUUCUGUCAAUCCAGAUGACAACCCUAAGAUCAGAGAAAAGGGUCGUGGAGUAGUCCACGCGGCGUAUACACGAAUUGACAAGGCUCUGGUCGAUAGGGAGUUCCUUGUAGGCGAUUCAGACACGCUGGCGGACUUUUAUCUUGUCCCCUUCUGGCACUGGGCUGGGAGGAACGACAUCGAUAUGUCCCCUUACCCCAACUAUACGAGGCUAGUGAAGAGAAUCGAGGCAAAAGAAACGGCAGCAAGGGCCUUGAAGAAUGAAUCUGUCACACCAGCCGACAGAUAA
Clonostachys rhizophaga is the source of this 663-nucleotide messenger RNA. Lineage: Eukaryota; Fungi; Ascomycota; Sordariomycetes; Hypocreales; Bionectriaceae. The record is from the annotation of a GenBank genome assembly.